This is a messenger RNA of Oreochromis aureus, 3290 nucleotides long. RefSeq names its product glycerol-3-phosphate acyltransferase 4. Gene Ontology annotation, biological process: triglyceride biosynthetic process. The coding region runs from base 651 to 2024 and encodes 457 amino acids. Gene Ontology annotation, molecular function: glycerol-3-phosphate O-acyltransferase activity. Lineage: Eukaryota; Metazoa; Chordata; Actinopteri; Cichliformes; Cichlidae. The transcript has 13 exons. Gene Ontology annotation, cellular component: endoplasmic reticulum. The record is from RefSeq and is a predicted model, not a curated record.
GGGGCGGUGGGUCGGCAGGAGUUGGUCGUUUCAGUGAUCCUCGAGCCGCCAGCUGUACGCUUGUGCUGUCCGACGGGUGGAGUUUGGCUGCAGUCCACAAGACAAAGACAAAGUGAUGGGGGACGGAGCGCUGCUGUACCGGAGCCGGACUUAACGUGACUGAAGGCCUUUGUGACUCCUGCCGAGCUCCCGGAUCUUCACCACACAAGAAAAACCACCUGCUGUACCCAGCUGUUUUUGUCCCAGUGUUUACAUCUCUUCCGCCAGUGGGAGGCAUUUCUCAAACCGCAGAAAACCUCUGCAACAAGGGACAGGCAGUUUUUUUUUGCACACCUGCCUUAAAGAAUUGUUCCCCCUUUUUUUCCCGGAACUCUUUUCAGCUCAGUUUCAGAAUCCAGUUUGAGGUGAAUCUACUGAAAUACUUAACACUGCCCAAGAGGGCAACAACAAGAUGGUCACCUGUAUUUGUAAUAAUUCGCAGUUCAAUGCAAGGAGAAGCUCCACCCCCUAGUUAUCUUGAUGAAGGCCUUUUUCUGACAAAAAGGUAAAGGCCACUUGGGGCCUGGAGGUGAAGACCUGCACCUCUUUUCACAUCUGCUCAGUCCUGGGAUUUUACACUGUUUUUGAACUGAACCCAUCCGACUUCAAAGAUGGAACUCUUCUUCAAUCCUUUUGAUAACUUGGUGUGUAUCCUGCUGGGCAUCUCCUUCACCGUGUGGUUCACCCUGCUGCUGGUCUUCAUUAUUGUGCCUGCCAUCUUUGGGGUGUCCUUUGGUAUCCGGCGUCUUUACAUGAAAACACUGUUAAAGGUCUUUGAGUGGGCCACACUUAGGAUAGAGAGAGGAGCAAAAGAAAAGAAUCACCUCCUGUACAAACCCUAUUCAAAUGCUAUCAUUGCCAAGGAGCCAACCUCCUUGGAGGAGGAGAUCAAGGAGAUCCGGCGGAGUGGCAGCAAUAAAGACCUGGACUCAGCCACCGAGUUUGAGUUAUCUGACAUUUUCUAUUUUGCCCGGCGAGGAGUGGAAAGCAUCAUGGAUGAUGAAGUGACCAAGCGGUUUAGUGCUGAGGAGCUGGAGUCCUGGAAUCUGCUGACCCGCAGCAACUAUAAUUUCCACUAUAUCAGCCUGAGGCUGACUGUCCUAUGGGGGCUGGGCCUGCUGAUCCGCUAUGGUUUCCUGCUGCCUCUCAGGGUCACUCUUGCCUUCACUGGUGUAGGUCUGCUUGUGUUCCUCACCUCUGUUGUUGGGCUGCUGCCAAAUGGAAGGAUGAAAAAUUUUCUGAGUGAGAAAGUCCAUUUGAUGUGCUACAGAAUAUGCGUCAGAGCUUUGACUGCCAUUAUAACCUACCAUGACAGUGAGAAUAAACCCAAAAAUGGAGGCAUCUGUGUCGCUAACCACACUUCACCAAUUGAUGUCAUCAUCCUGGCAAGCGAUGGCUGUUAUGCUAUGGUUGGACAAAUCCAUGGUGGCUUGAUGGGGGUCAUUCAGAGAUCCAUGGUCAAAGCUUGUCCACACAUUUGGUUUGAACGCUCAGAAGUAAAAGACAGACAUCUUGUGGCCAAAAGAUUGAGCGACCAUGUAGAAGAUAAAUCUAAACUGCCUAUCCUCAUUUUCCCAGAAGGUACCUGCAUUAACAACACAUCGGUUAUGAUGUUUAAGAAGGGCAGUUUUGAAAUCGGUGCCACAGUCUACCCUGUGGCUAUUAAGUAUGAUCCCCGCUUUGGAGAUGCUUUCUGGAAUAGCAGCAAGUUCGGGAUGGUCAGCUACCUUUUGCGUAUGAUGAGCAGCUGGGCCAUCGUCUGCAGCGUGUGGUACCUUCCUCCCAUGUCUAGAGAGGAGGGAGAGGAUGCAGUACAGUUCGCAAAUCGUGUUAAAGCAGCCAUAGCAAGGCAAGGAGGACUAGUCGAUCUCUUGUGGGAUGGAGGACUGAAAAGAGCAAAGGUUAAAGAUACCUUUAAGGAAGAGCAGCAGAAGCUGUACAGUAAAAUGCUGGUUGGCACCCAGGAGGACCGCAGCCGCUCCUGAAGGACCUUUAUGGAGAUGGACUGAUUCAAAGCUGGGCACCUCUUACUGAUUAGGCGAUCAGCAGCGGUCCUUUUCUGUCGGAGCCCCUGGACUGGAAAAUUCUGUCCCUGAUGUCAAAAGUACUCCAUUUGGCUUCCUCGGUCACUGCCUCAGCCUGGCAUGUUAAGUUUGCUUCGCUGUUACGGGUCAUUCUGAGUCUGCUGCCCUGUGUUGGAAUAGCUUGACCGAAGCCUCGCUUGCAUUAGAAAUGAAGCAACAGAGUCUUCCUUGGUGGCAGUCUUUAAGGAAAAGUGUUUAUUUUGUUUGUUUGUUUGUUUGUUUUUUCAUUUAAUAGUUUAAUCUUUUUUUUUUAAGAUUUUACAGUCAUGUUUUUAAGUUAUGUUUCAGUUUCAGACUUGAUUAUACCCGGGGUGUAUAAAAGAGUUAUUGUAGAUAAAAACUCAGUUGUUCUAAAGCUUGGGUUUUUUCAUGACCGGCUUGUACCCUUGAUUCAGGGCACAGUGCCAGAUUUUGUUACAUUUCAAAUAUUUUUAUGGGCUUUUUUCCAAGAUGAAAAACAGACUUGUAUUUUAAGCAUUGAGUUUUACAUUAAGACUUGUAUCAACACAUGGUCACUGUAGGAGCUGCGCUUGAGACGUGUUCCUGAUAUGCUGUCUGUGAUUUCUUUUCUUUUUUUUCUCCUCUCUCCACUGAAUGUGCAAGUGCUCACAUUAUGAAGUGGAAAAUGUGCACCCACAGUUACUCUGAUGGAAGUUUGUAGAUUUAGACACCUAUUCCUCUUCCAGCUAAUAAUGUAUAACUGGAAAAAAAAGGGAUUAUUAGGAAUUUCUUCAGCAUUGUUCCUGUAAGGCUUGUGUCACGCAGGUAACGAUGUAAAAUCAUAACAGUGGGUCUCUUCACUAAACGCAUAGAUAUAAUGGCAAAUAGCCAAAACAUACUCAUACUAAUACACCUUUUAAAAAGACAUCUGUUCAUUGACUUCCUGCCAUUGCAGUGAACAUGUUGGCUAGUUUAUUUUAAGUAAACUCUAAAAGCUAUUGUGUUUAUCUGCCCCACCUCACCAAUGACCUUUUUCCUAACUUAGCAGCCUCAAGGAGGUUUCAUGAACAGACUGCAGCUUUACUUUGAACUCAAGAAACUUGGUGGACGGCCUCAUUGGUUUCUCCCUGGGACCUUUAUCUCACUGGUCUGCUGUUAUCAGGGAUAGUCGUUUAGAUUAUGUCAAAUCAUUUCAUAAAAAUAAUAAAUGUUCAAGAAUGUUCACUA